GACUCGGAAACGGAGGAUAAUGUCAUUGUAAAAUGGAGGAAUGACAAUGGAAUAUUUUUUCCCAGUGACGUGGAGAUACCUCAGUACGAUUUAAGCAAAGUAAAAGCCAAAAAUAACAGAGGAGUCUAUACCACAGGUUAGCUUGGUUCAGUUUCUUACGCUGCCCUAGUUAUCUUUAGUUAUUAUUUCGCUUUUAUUUUAUUUCCUUAUAGUUACUUCCUGGACAAGAAAGCACACAGAGAGGUGAAGGUCGAGAUUCUUAGGGUUCAGAAAAAAAUCGAUUAGAAAUUUAGGAAUUUCCAAGAUACGAGUUAUUUUAAGAAAAAAGAAAAAUAUGACUUUAGUCCAAAACUGAAGAUGAUAUCAACUGCGGAAAUACAAUGCAAAUCUAAGUGAGAAUACAACCAUCUUAGUUGUAAUCGCAAUUUAAGCAAUAGACCUGUAUAAUUUGUACGUUAUAUUUUCCCAGUUCGAACCACGGGAUGUUUCUCUAAGGAAUUUUCCUUUUGUUUUUCAUUAGUUGCGCACGCAUCUACCCGUGCACAACGCGACUUUUGAAAGAAACAAUCAUCACAUGGUCUGAAAAGGGAAAACAAAACAUACAAGCAAAAGAGGUCUAUUUCAAAUUAAGAGCCCCCGGCCCCCCGUCAAAAAAAAAUUGAACCAAUGGCCUCCGUGGAGGCCAUAGAUCUUUCCAAAAUACGUCAAUAACGCUGUCAUAAAUUUGUUUCAACUUCACGAACAUAUCGAGGCGGCUAUUGAAGGAAAAAGCUCCCGUGAACGAUUUUGGAAGAACAGCUCCCAGCGCCAAGAAAUGUGUCUGCAAGUAAAAUAGGUAAUGGCCUCAUUUCGUUGCUAUAACAAUUCCGAUGUCAUUGUAACACUGAACAAAACAAAUUUUCAUCUUCAUCUAAUACAGCUGUGUACAGCUAUGUCUUUGUUAAUGGCGACGUAGUUUAUGCUCAAACUUGGGAGGUAUUGACCCUGAAAAACCCUAUCGAGCCAUCUUAACCCCCCUUCCACACACAAAAGAAAAUCUGGGGAGGACUGUUUGGUUCAAAGACAUUCAGUCUUUGUUUUAUGUUCUUUUUAGGUGCUUUCUCUGAGCCAGAUGCCACGUUCAUCUUCAAAAGACGCCUUAUGUUCUACGUAUACGGCUUUUAUUUACCGGUUACUUUGGUUGUCCUUCUUAGUUGGGUCUCCUUCUGGAUUGAUCCGGAAUCCACCCCCGCCCGGGUCUCCCUGGGAGUCAUAACCAUUCUCGCCAUGGGAAACUUUCUUCAUGGGGGCGGUGCUACUCCAAGUGUGUCAUACGCCACUGCUCUCGAUGUUUAUAUUAUCACAUGCUUUGUGUUCGUUUUUGCCAGUUUGUUGGAGUAUGCCGCUGUACACUGCGCUAUUAACAAAUAUCAAGAUGUUACUAUGAAUGAGGUAGGUGCUAGUUGCACCGUAGACAGGCUUUUAUAUUAAUCGAGGAAAAUAGCUAUAGACGUCGCGAAAAAGGUUGAGAGGGUAUGCCUCCACGCUCCCCCCUUCAAAAAUCGACACCAUUAAACCCUAUACCAAGUGUACAAAAUUUAGGGGACGAAAGAGAGGGUUAGAUAUAUGGAGGAUAUUACACGGCGGCGCGAAGAUAUGCACUUUUGCUUUUCACCACGAAAAAAUAAAAUUUCAUAGCGGAGCUUCCGCGAACGGGCAGCCCCAUACCUCAGAGAAAAUGGGAACCCACCGAUGCCAGAAAAUGUGGUUAUAACGUCUCCGUGCGGACGCUGAGGGAGGGAGGGAGUCAGGAGUUAGCCUGUCGGGGGGAGAAAUAUGUUAUAGCGUAAGUACCAGCGCGUUUCGGCAGUAAAUUGCACAGCCACUCGGACAUUUAGAGAUAAAACAACAACAACAAAGCCGAUUCUUUCUUUCCACUUAAUUUUAAUGUCUACACUGAUAACAGAAAGAGCUGGAGCGAGAGACAACAAACAAAGGAGACUAAUUACGUUGGAAGAAUAACAGGAGACUUUUAUAGCGGUGGUGAGAAAAUGAGAAGUGCUAAAGCCCACCAUGGUGAAAAUGAGUGCCAUGGAAAAAUAAAACGUUAACAGGAGGAACACAAUACAACAUUUCCUCCAUAAAACGUGUAACUAGAAUGUUUCUGGAAGUUUCACGUUGUAGCCAUGCAAAACAACGGCAAACGCCUCGGCACACGCCCACCAAAACUAUAUAGCCCAACACUAUAAAUGAACUUAAUACAAAUACCAAGGGGGCCAGUUCUUGCUCAGAUAACAUGUUUCAUUGUUAUUAUUAUUUUUUUCAAGAUGCAGCUGGAACUCAUUCACUUCAUUCUUAUCUAUACUCGUGAGACUAGGUGACUGUUUUUCGUUCGCAGGGGCUAAGCUAGCCGUAUCUGUAGAACGAAACGCAUGUGCAUACCUGAAAAAGUAGUAACGGAUAAAUGAAAAACAUGUUAGAAAAACAAAGAAAGGGAGAUGAUGAAAACAACAUGAAUUUUGAAACUCAGAGCCGGCAUGAUUAACUACAUCGCUGAUGAAGCUCGAGCGAUUUCGAACGAAAUAUUCCAAUGGUUUUGAACUUUUUUGCUCUGAUUUUUGGAAUUUGUUGUUCUAUUUUGUCUUCCCCAGAGCAGAAGAACACCCGUUUCGGUAAAGGAACAGACACCAUUUUUCACUGAUUCCUUUUUUACCCUGAUUACCAAAGUAAUGGAGAUCCAUUAUCAUUGUAGCGAAAAUGUCACCGAAAAAGCAAACUCGAGCUGUUUCAAACUACAUGAUCAUUCCAUUUAGACUAAUUUGUCAACGAAUGAGGAGCAAACUUUGCUGGAGUGGAAUUCUUUAGGACCGUAGUCAAGGUCAGAAAUAAGCGGCCUUAAAUUUUAUGUCCUCCAUCAGUACAAAGAGCAAUUAGGAAAUUUCACGUCGUAGUCGUGCAUUGACAGAAAAAAAAAUGUACUAAAAAGUGUUAUGCACGUGCAGUAGUUGUUGUUUUGCUUAUCAAACCUACUGCUUUAUUUUUGGAGGUUCCCGUCGCCGUCCCCAUUGUGGAUUCAGAUAUAAAAGGCAUUAAAUAUCGCCCGGCCGGACGGGCGAGUUAGCCUAGCUAGGGGUAUACCUAGAAAUUUUGGAGAAGUACAGACAGUAUUCCAAAUCAACCCUGCUAACCAGUCUCUUAAAUGGUUUUCACGCAGGUCACUCAAUUACAUUUCCUUUCAUAUCGGUACGAUGAGAUGGUCGUAGGUUAUUUAGUAAGCAGUUGCGCCCUUCCCGUGCGGCAAAAUCGGGGAAAACACCACUAUUUGUUUGAAAAAAUCGUCCGAAAGAAGUUAAAAAGAAUUCUUUCGCUUAAACGCCUACGCUGCAAUUUUUUUUUGCGGGCCUGUCUUAAGCGACAAACAAUUUAUUUAUCUCUUCUUGCAGUUUUUGGUCUGUACCUAUGUUAAAACAAAACACGUUAUAAUAGGAAAUUAACGCUCCAUGAAAUUGAGGUAUUAGAGAGUUUUAGAUCCGAGUUUACCGCGAACCUCUAACCGCUGGAGGUCACGUGACAAGUCUUUCGCGUCACGUUUGAGGUUUACGACGUGCGUUUUCAACGUGGGGAGAUAGAUUUUCACGUAUGUCAUUUACCUGAAAGAUUUUAGAGUAUAAAUCUUGUUUUAUCCCACGUAAUGAUACAAAAAUCUUGUUUAUAGUUACUUCCUGGACAAGAAAGCACACAGAGAGGUGAAGGUCGAGAUUCUUAGGGUUCAGAAAAAAAUCGAUUAGAAAUUUAGGAAUUUCCAAGAUACGAGUUAUUUUAAGAAAAAAGAAAAAUAUGACUUUAGUCCAAAACUGAAGAUGAUAUCAACUGCGGAAAUACAAUGCAAAUCUAAGUGAGAAUACAACCAUCUUAGUUGUAAUCGCAAUUUAAGCAAUAGACCUGUAUAAUUUGUACGUUAUAUUUUCCCAGUUCGAACCACGGGAUGUUUCUCUAAGGAAUUUUCCUUUUGUUUUUCAUUAGUUGCGCACGCAUCUACCCGUGCACAACGCGACUUUUGAAAGAAACAAUCAUCACAUGGUCUGAAAAGGGAAAACAAAACAUACAAGCAAAAGAGGUCUAUUUCAAAUUAAGAGCCCCCGGCCCCCCGUCAAAAAAAAAUUGAACCAAUGGCCUCCGUGGAGGCCAUAGAUCUUUCCAAAAUACGUCAAUAACGCUGUCAUAAAUUUGUUUCAACUUCACGAACAUAUCGAGGCGGCUAUUGAAGGAAAAAGCUCCCGUGAACGAUUUUGGAAGAACAGCUCCCAGCGCCAAGAAAUGUGUCUGCAAGUAAAAUAGGUAAUGGCCUCAUUUCGUUGCUAUAACAAUUCCGAUGUCAUUGUAACACUGAACAAAACAAAUUUUCAUCUUCAUCUAAUACAGCUGUGUACAGCUAUGUCUUUGUUAAUGGCGACGUAGUUUAUGCUCAAACUUGGGAGGUAUUGACCCUGAAAAACCCUAUCGAGCCAUCUUAACCCCCCUUCCACACACAAAAGAAAAUCUGGGGAGGACUGUUUGGUUCAAAGACAUUCAGUCUUUGUUUUAUGUUCUUUUUAGGUGCUUUCUCUGAGCCAGAUGCCACGUUCAUCUUCAAAAGACGCCUUAUGUUCUACGUAUACGGCUUUUAUUUACCGGUUACUUUGGUUGUCCUUCUUAGUUGGGUCUCCUUCUGGAUUGAUCCGGAAUCCACCCCCGCCCGGGUCUCCCUGGGAGUCAUAACCAUUCUCGCCAUGGGAAACUUUCUUCAUGGGGGCGGUGCUACUCCAAGUGUGUCAUACGCCACUGCUCUCGAUGUUUAUAUUAUCACAUGCUUUGUGUUCGUUUUUGCCAGUUUGUUGGAGUAUGCCGCUGUACACUGCGCUAUUAACAAAUAUCAAGAUGUUACUAUGAAUGAGGUAGGUGCUAGUUGCACCGUAGACAGGCUUUUAUAUUAAUCGAGGAAAAUAGCUAUAGACGUCGCGAAAAAGGUUGAGAGGGUAUGCCUCCACGCUCCCCCCUUCAAAAAUCGACACCAUUAAACCCUAUACCAAGUGUACAAAAUUUAGGGGACGAAAGAGAGGGUUAGAUAUAUGGAGGAUAUUACACGGCGGCGCGAAGAUAUGCACUUUUGCUUUUCACCACGAAAAAAUAAAAUUUCAUAGCGGAGCUUCCGCGAACGGGCAGCCCCAUACCUCAGAGAAAAUGGGAACCCACCGAUGCCAGAAAAUGUGGUUAUAACGUCUCCGUGCGGACGCUGAGGGAGGGAGGGAGUCAGGAGUUAGCCUGUCGGGGGGAGAAAUAUGUUAUAGCGUAAGUACCAGCGCGUUUCGGCAGUAAAUUGCACAGCCACUCGGACAUUUAGAGAUAAAACAACAACAACAAAGCCGAUUCUUUCUUUCCACUUAAUUUUAAUGUCUACACUGAUAACAGAAAGAGCUGGAGCGAGAGACAACAAACAAAGGAGACUAAUUACGUUGGAAGAAUAACAGGAGACUUUUAUAGCGGUGGUGAGAAAAUGAGAAGUGCUAAAGCCCACCAUGGUGAAAAUGAGUGCCAUGGAAAAAUAAAACGUUAACAGGAGGAACACAAUACAACAUUUCCUCCAUAAAACGUGUAACUAGAAUGUUUCUGGAAGUUUCACGUUGUAGCCAUGCAAAACAACGGCAAACGCCUCGGCACACGCCCACCAAAACUAUAUAGCCCAACACUAUAAAUGAACUUAAUACAAAUACCAAGGGGGCCAGUUCUUGCUCAGAUAACAUGUUUCAUUGUUAUUAUUAUUUUUUUCAAGAUGCAGCUGGAACUCAUUCACUUCAUUCUUAUCUAUACUCGUGAGACUAGGUGACUGUUUUUCGUUCGCAGGGGCUAAGCUAGCCGUAUCUGUAGAACGAAACGCAUGUGCAUACCUGAAAAAGUAGUAACGGAUAAAUGAAAAACAUGUUAGAAAAACAAAGAAAGGGAGAUGAUGAAAACAACAUGAAUUUUGAAACUCAGAGCCGGCAUGAUUAACUACAUCGCUGAUGAAGCUCGAGCGAUUUCGAACGAAAUAUUCCAAUGGUUUUGAACUUUUUUGCUCUGAUUUUUGGAAUUUGUUGUUCUAUUUUGUCUUCCCCAGAGCAGAAGAACACCCGUUUCGGUAAAGGAACAGACACCAUUUUUCACUGAUUCCUUUUUUACCCUGAUUACCAAAGUAAUGGAGAUCCAUUAUCAUUGUAGCGAAAAUGUCACCGAAAAAGCAAACUCGAGCUGUUUCAAACUACAUGAUCAUUCCAUUUAGACUAAUUUGUCAACGAAUGAGGAGCAAACUUUGCUGGAGUGGAAUUCUUUAGGACCGUAGUCAAGGUCAGAAAUAAGCGGCCUUAAAUUUUAUGUCCUCCAUCAGUACAAAGAGCAAUUAGGAAAUUUCACGUCGUAGUCGUGCAUUGACAGAAAAAAAAAUGUACUAAAAAGUGUUAUGCACGUGCAGUAGUUGUUGUUUUGCUUAUCAAACCUACUGCUUUAUUUUUGGAGGUUCCCGUCGCCGUCCCCAUUGUGGAUUCAGAUAUAAAAGGCAUUAAAUAUCGCCCGGCCGGACGGGCGAGUUAGCCUAGCUAGGGGUAUACCUAGAAAUUUUGGAGAAGUACAGACAGUAUUCCAAAUCAACCCUGCUAACCAGUCUCUUAAAUGGUUUUCACGCAGGUCACUCAAUUACAUUUCCUUUCAUAUCGGUACGAUGAGAUGGUCGUAGGUUAUUUAGUAAGCAGUUGCGCCCUUCCCGUGCGGCAAAAUCGGGGAAAACACCACUAUUUGUUUGAAAAAAUCGUCCGAAAGAAGUUAAAAAGAAUUCUUUCGCUUAAACGCCUACGCUGCAAUUUUUUUUUGCGGGCCUGUCUUAAGCGACAAACAAUUUAUUUAUCUCUUCUUGCAGUUUUUGGUCUGUACCUAUGUUAAAACAAAACACGUUAUAAUAGGAAAUUAACGCUCCAUGAAAUUGAGGUAAUAGAGAGUUUUAGAUCCGAGUUUACCGCGAACCUCUAACCGCUGGAGGUCACGUGACAAGUCUUUCGCGUCACGUUUGAGGUUUACGACGUGCGUUUUCAACGUGGGGAGAUAGAUUUUCACGUAUGUCAUUUACCUGAAAGAUUUUAGAGUAUAAAUCUUGUUUUAUCCCACGUAAUGAUACAAAAAUCUUGUGGAGCAAGUCUUUAUCCAUUAACAAAGGCACAAAUACGGGCGAAAUGCUAAAUUUGAUAAAUUCUAUUGGAUCUUGAAAACAAGUGCCAUUCAUGGCUGCUGGUUCAAAAUGGCGGCCGUAAAAUUGCAAGAAGAACUAAUAUAAGAAUUUACAGCUCUUUGCUGCUAGAUAACCCAGUGUUACCGUAAAUUUCUUUUAUUUUCACUGAUUGAUUUUUCUUCUAUUUCUAAGUAGAAAAAUAAACCAGAAUCCACUUCUUUAAUCCACCACCAAUCUAAAUCGAAUUAUGUUUGAACGUUGAACCGCAAACGGGUAACGGCAAACCGCGGUUAGAGGUUCGCGGUAAACUCGGAUCUAAAACUCUCUAUUGGAAAUUAACGCGAACUUAGUGGGAAACGACUUCAUUAUAUAGGAACUUUGACGCAAAAGAAAGGGGAACAUUUUAAACUGAAGGACUUAACAAGACGUUUACCAGGAAGUGAAAGAAGGAAAACUUGUUGAAACAACAGGAACAGAGGUUAACGUAUAAUCUGAAAUGGAAACUUUUGUUUGUGGUUCUUUAGCCUGCGUAGCAAGCGUUUUCGCGCAAUAACUCGAUUGGAAACGCUUGCUACGCAGGCUAGUGGUUCUUUUUUCGAAGGGGUUCAAGCGAAGAAAUCUGGCGACUUUUUUUGAAAUUCGCGUUAAUUUCAUGAAGUGUUUAUUUCCCUGAUCUCCUAUAAUUUUAAGAGCAUAGGGAGGGAAUAGUAGUUCAUUUUUAUUAACAUAAUAGUUAUAGCGGAGCUCUCGCACGCGCGAAGCGGAGCACCAUUGGUAAGAAAAUUUGGUUAUCUACGCAUCCCAUAAACUUUUGUAGCAACUUGUAGUCACGUGACUGUGAGAACGUCCGUCCGCACCAUAGGCAUACCAAUGUAAAAUAACUCGCACAAGAGGUAUGGCAAUCCAAAAACUCAAGGUUUUUUCGGCAGGAAAUCGCAUGGCUACCCGUUGUGAAGCAGAGACAAUUAGACAAAACGGAAAGUGGAAAUUGUUUCUGUAUCCGUGUUGCCUAAAGUAAUAUAUAGAUUUAGUCAGGGCUAAAAGCGAAGCUCUGGUUAAUAAUACUUGUAAACAAAAAAAAUUAAAUCUUGAAAUGCUAAACGGGGAGGGCAAUGAAAAUGGCAUCAAGAUCAAUAGAUCUAAUUUGCAAAAAAAACGAAUUGCACGUGCAGCACACUUUUUUUUCUAAUUAGCAAAAAAAACAAAUUUGCACGUGCAAGCACGCUUUUUGUCUUUUUUUGCGUUGUUUUGCACAAUUACAACGCUGUUUUGUAGGACUAAAACGCCAAACUUCCUAGUUACACAUUAUUUUUAUGGAGGAAUUGUCGUAUGUGCUAACCCAGUAUUUUGUCUCCUGUGUUCUUCUCUUUUAUUUUUCACUGCCGCUCAUUUUCACCUUGCUGGUCGCUAGCGUUUCUCAUUGUCUCACAGCCGCUUUGAAUUUUCAUGUUUUUCUUCCUACAAAAUUCGUCUCUUUUGUUUUCAAUCACUCGCUCUAGCUCUUUCUCUCAAGUAACGUCGAAAAAGACACGACUUUUUUCUUGUUUCUUCUUUCUAAAAGUCCGGGCGGCCAUGCGAUUUCUUUCCAAAUAAAACCUUGAGUUGCAUUUUGGUUGCCAUACCUGUUGAUUGAAUUAUUUUACAUUGAUAUGCCUGUGGUGCGAACGGACGGUCGGGCGGACGGACGGUCGGUGUACGGUCACGUGAUUACCAAAUUUUCUCGGAUGGGUAGUUUACCUCGCGAGAGCUCCGCUAUUAAGCUUAGAUUAAUUGUCAUGUUCACAAAUUUGGAGAAGAAAGACAGAGAAAGACAGAGAAAAUGAGAAAGUAGGCGAAGCGGGCUAGCGAAGCUCAAAGAGAAUAAGAGCGACAGAGAGCUAAAACGAGAGAUGAAAAAAUAAAGGUGACGAAUUUCGUUGGAAGAAAAACAUGAAAAUUUUAAAACGGCGUUGAGAAAACGAGAAAUGCUAGCGGUCAGCAAGUUAAAAAUGAGCGGCAGUAAAAAUAAAAGGCGAAUAGGAACACAAGCAUCAACAUCUUUUAGGAGCACAUAUGACAUUUUCUCUGAAAACGUGUUACCAGCAAGUUUCACGUUGCAACAACAGGGAAAAGAAAUUUCCAAACAAGUGCGCUGCAUGUGCAAAGUUUUUUUUUUUUUUUGGCUAAUUAGACCUAUCGAUCUUUUUUUGCCGUUCUCGUUGCCGUAGUCGUUUAGCACCACACGAUCUUAUUUUUUUAGUGUAUUAACGACACCUUCGCUUUUAUCCCUGGCUAAAUCUAUAUAUUUAUUACAUAGAAUGUCAUUUUACAUUGUACUCGCAUCUUAUCAGAUCUGUCUUCUCACUGGCUAAGAAACUAACUAGACUGUCUGAGCUCCCUAUUAGAGUUUAACUCAAUAGUGAUAUUACAAGGAGAAAUGAGAUGUUGAUCAUUUUUUUAGAAGGGCUUACAGAAACAUAAGGGUUAAUGAUAUGUUCUGUUGUUAACCCCACAGCCUUGUAGCUUGGUAAAAUUUUCAGAGCCAAUGAGAUCU
This is a messenger RNA of Porites evermanni, 9743 nucleotides long. Lineage: Eukaryota; Metazoa; Cnidaria; Anthozoa; Scleractinia; Poritidae. The record is from the annotation of a GenBank genome assembly.